GGGGCGGGAGAGGCGGGGCGGCCCCCGUCCCAGCCCCAUUUAACUUCUCGGCGGCGGCGGCGGCGGCGACGACUGCGGCGCCGCGGGCUGGAGGCCGGCGUCGGGGAAGGUACGGGUCCCGGAUCCCGCACGAGGUGUGGACCCGGCCGCUGCCGUCCGCCUCUCCCCAGCGCGCGCCGAGCCCGCGCCGCCCGGCUGCAAGUCCCGGACGCUUCUGCGGCGCCAGGCUACAAGUGAGACACCCCUGGGGAGACCCGACCCCAUGGCUUCCCAGAAGAGCCCCUGGUGGCUGCUAAUGUGGCUGGUCUUCAUGCACUCUGCCCUCCUGCAGACCACAGCAGAGAAGUCUCCUGGGGCCUACUUCCUUCCUGAGUUUGCACUUUCCCCUCAGGGGAGUUUUCUGGAGGACACGACGGGGGAGCAGUUCCUCACGUAUCGCUAUGACGACCAGACCUCAAGAAACACUCGUUCAGAUGAAGAGAAAGAUAGCAACUGGGACGCCUGGGGAGACUGGAGUGACUGCUCGAGGACUUGUGGGGGAGGAGCCUCAUAUUCUCUGCGGAGAUGUUUGACUGGCAGGAAUUGUGAAGGGCAGAAUAUUCGAUACAAGACAUGCAGCAAUCAUGACUGCCCUCCGGAUGCAGAGGACUUCCGAGCCCAGCAGUGUUCAGCCUACAAUGACGUUCAGUACCAGGGACGUUAUUAUGAAUGGCUUCCACAGUACAACGACCCUGCCGCCCCCUGCGCGCUCAGGUGUCAGGCCCGGGGACAAAACUUGGUGGUGGAGCUGGCACCCAAAGUCCUGGAUGGGACACGGUGCACUGCUGACUCCUUGGACAUGUGUAUCAGUGGCAUCUGCCAGGCAGUGGGCUGCGACCGGCAACUGGGGAGCAACGCUAAGGAGGACAACUGUGGUGUCUGUGCUGGUGACGGUGCCACCUGCAGGCUGGUGCGGGGACAGUCAAAGUCACACGUGUCUCCUGAAAAAAGGGAAGAAAAUGUAAUUGCUGUUCCUUUGGGAAGUCGAAGUGUGAGAAUUACAGUGAAAGGACCUGCACAUCUCUUUAUUGAAUCAAAAACACUUCAAGGAAGCAAAGGAGAGCACAGCUUUAACAGCCCUGGAGUUUUUGUUGUAGAAAACACAACAGUGGAAUUUCAGAAGGGCUCAGAGAGGCAGACCUUUAAGAUUCCAGGACCUCUGAUGGCUGAUUUCAUCUUCAAGACCAGGUACACUGUGGCUAAGGACAGUGUGGUCCAGUUCUUCUUCUACCAGCCGAUCAGCCAUCAGUGGAGACAAACUGACUUCUUUCCCUGUACUGUGACAUGUGGAGGAGGGUAUCAGCUCAAUUCUGCUGAAUGCGUGGAUAUCCGCUUGAAGAGGGUGGUUCCUGACCAUUAUUGCCAUUACUACCCUGAAAAUGUGAAACCAAAACCCAAACUGAAGGAAUGCAGCAUGGAUCCUUGCCCAUCAAGCGAUGGAUUUAAAGAGAUCAUGCCCUAUGACCACUUCCAGCCUCUCCCUCGCUGGGAACAUAACCCUUGGACUGCAUGUUCAGUGUCUUGUGGAGGCGGGAUUCAGAGACGGACCUUUGUGUGUGUGGAGGAGUCCAUGCAUGGAGAGAUACUUCAAGUGGAAGAAUGGAAGUGCAUGUAUGCACCCAAACCCAAGGUGAUGCAAACCUGCAAUCUGUUUGACUGUCCCAAGUGGAUUGCCAUGGAGUGGUCUCAGUGCACAGUGACUUGUGGCCGAGGGUUACGUUAUCGAGUUGUGCUGUGCAUCAACCACCGUGGGCAGCACGUUGGCGGCUGUAACCCACAACUGAAGUUACACAUCAAAGAAGAAUGUAUCAUUCCCGUCCCCUGUUAUAAACCAAAAGAAAAAAGCCCAGUGGAAGCUAAAUCACCUUGGCUGAAGCAAGCUCAAGAACUAGAAGAGACCAGAAUAGCAACAGAAGAACCAACGUUCGUUCCGGAGCCGUGGUCCACCUGCAGUGCCACAUGUGGGCCAGGUGUUCAGGUGCGAGAGGUGAAGUGCCGCGUGCUCCUGACCUUCACGCAAACUGAGACCGAGCUGCCAGAGGAAGAGUGUGAGGGCCCCCGGCUGCCCACAGAGCGGCCCUGCCUCCUGCAGCCCUGUGAUGAGAGCCCCGCAGCCCGAGAGCUGGCCGCCUCCCUGCAGGAGCAGGACAGUGAGACGACCUACGACUGGGAAUACGCUGGCUUCACCCCCUGCACCGCCACCUGUUUGGGAGGCCAUCAAGAAGCCAUUGCAGUGUGCUUACACCUGCAGACCCAGCAGACAGUCAAUGACACCUUGUGUGAUAUGGUCCACCGCCCUCCGGCGAUGAGCCAGGCUUGUAACACAGAGCCCUGCCCACCCAGGUGGCACAUGGGCUCUUGGGGACCCUGCUCAGCUACCUGUGGUGUUGGCAUCCAGACUCGAGAAGUGUACUGCCUGCACCCUGGGGAGUCCCCCUCCCCACCUGAGGAAUGCAGAGAUGAGAAACCCCAUGCCUUACAAGCAUGCAACCAGUUUGACUGCCCUCCUAGCUGGCAUAUUGAAGAGUGGCAGCAGUGUUCCAGGACCUGCGGAGGGGGAACGCAGAAUCGCAGGGUCACCUGUCGGCAGCUCUUAACGGAUGGCAGCUUCUUGAAUCUCUCCGAGGAACUGUGCCAAGGACCCAAGGCCUCAUCCCGUAAGUCCUGUGCCAGGACAGACUGUCCUCCACACUGGACUGUGGGAGACUGGUCCAAGUGUUCUGUCAGUUGUGGUGUUGGAACCCAGCGGAGACAGCAGAUGUGCCAGAAGCUGACGGCCAAAGGCCGUCGGGUCCCCCUCAGUGACACUCUGUGCUGGCAUCUUUCUGGACCCCCUCUGGUGAGAUCUUGCCAGAUGCCUUUGUGCAAGACAGAAAUGAAACCAGAGAUGAAGGCCAGAGUCGGGGAGCAGGGUCCUCAGAUCCUCGGUGUCCAGAGAGUCUACAUCCAGACAAGGGAAGAGAAACGCAUUAACCUGACUGUCGGGAGCAGAGCAUACCUGCUUCCCAACACAUCUGUGAUUAUUAAGUGCCCAGUGCGACGAUUCCAGAAAUCUCGGAUACAGUGGGAGAAGGACGGCCGUUGUCUGCAGAACUCCAAGCGACUUGGCUUCACAAAGUCAGGCUCACUGAAGAUUCACAGCCUUGCGGCCCUUGACAUUGGUGAGUACCGGUGCAUCGCAGGCCCCGCACAGGAGACUGUGGUGCUUAAGCUCAUUGGCACCGACAACCGGCUCAUUGCACCCCCAGCCCUUGGAGGGCACACCAGGGAAUAUCCUGGGAUGGACAACAAUGAGGCCAAUAAUUUGGGAGCCACAUGGCAUAAGAUGAGGCUGAUGUGGAACAACAAAAACGAGCUUUAUCUGCACAAUGGCCAAAUUAACAAUCAGUCUCUCUUGAGAGCUCUGUUGGGCCACUGCAGCCCUUCUGCAGGAAACGCCAACUCCUGGGAGUUUGAAAACAAGCAGUUUGAAGCAGCAGUUAAACAGGGAGCCUAUAGCAUGGAGACCGCCCAGUUUGAUGAGUUGAUCAGGAACAUGAGCCAGCUCAUGGAAACGGGGGAGAUCAGCGAUGAUCUGGCAUCCCAGGUGAUAUAUCAGCUGGUGGCCGAGUUAACCAAGACACAGCCUGCACAUGCGCACUGGAGGGGCAUCCCUGGAGAGGCUCCUCCCAUGGCUCAGCUAAGGGGGGAGACUGGAAGUGUGCCCCAAAGCUCGAACUCCAAAAACUCAGGCAAGCUGACAUUCAAGCCAAAGGGACCUGUCCUCUUGAGGCAGAGCCAACCCACCUUGAUUUCCUUUAAUAAAACAGUAAAUUCAAGGAUUGGAAAUACAGUCUACAUUACAAGAAGGACGGAGGUCAUCAACAUACUGUGUGAGCUUGUCACCCGCAGUGAGGCCACCUAUACGUGGACCAAGGAUGGAGCACUGUUACAACCCUCAGAAAAAGUCAUUUUGGAUGGAAUGGGGAAAAUGCAGAUUCGGAAACCUACAAAGAAAGACCAAGGGAUAUAUGGAUGUGCUGUAGCUAAUCAUCUCGGUUCAGAUGUGGAAAGUUCUUCUGUGCUAUAUGCAGAGGCUCCUGUCAUCUUGUCUGUUGGAAGAAACAUCACCAGACCAGAGCAUCGCCAUCUCUCCAUUGUGAUUGGCGGCUUCGUGGAGGCACCCCUGCAAGCAAAUGUGACCAUACAGUGUCCUGUAAAAGGUGUCCCUCAGCCUAAUGUAACUUGGUUGAAGAAAGGAGGAUCUCUGAGUGACAAUAUUUCCUUGCUUUUCAAUGGAUCCCUGUUGUUGCAGAACCUUUCCCUUGAAAAUGAAGGAACCUAUGUCUGCACAGCCACCAAUGCUCUUGGAAAGGCAAUGGCAACAUCCGUCCUCCACUUGCUGGAGACUUUCUGGGAGCUUGGCAACUGGACUCAUUGUUCUGCCACGUGCGGCCACUUGGGAGCCCAAGUUCAGAGACCCCAGUGCCUGAUGGCCAACGGGCAGGAAGUGAGCGAGGCCUUCUGUGACCAGCUCCGCAAGCCACAGGCUGCGUUCCAGCCCUGUAACAUCCGGGACUGCCCCCCAAGGUGGCUCACAGGUGCGUGGUCAGAGUGCUCUGUGUCUUGUGGUGAAGGAUUCCGCAGUCGGCAAGUGACAUGUAAGCGCACAAGAGCCAAUGGAACGGUGCAGGCAUUGCCGCCGAGAGUGUGCAUCCUCAGAGACAGGCCUCUGGGGAGAAGACCGUGUUCCAGUCACCCCUGUGUUCAAGGACUCGUUGAACAAGGGAACCAGUGUCUUGGACGUUGCCUGGGUCGCACUGUGAGGACGCAGCAGCAUCACGUAAUUUGUCAGCACCGCAACAGUUCUGAGUCCGGCUGUGAUGACACAAAGAGACCCAUUGUUCGGAGGAACUGCUUGCUGGGAGCUUGUGACGCGUGUUGGCGUGCAGGCCCUUGGAAGCCCUGCACCACAGCCUGUGGCCGAGGCUUCCAGUCUCGGAAAGUUGACUGUGUCCACCCAGGGAGCUGCAAGCCAGUGACUAAGACACGCUGUGCACCGGGGAAGAAACCCACUUCCUGGCAGCACUGCCUGGGGCCUUCCUGUGAUAGAGACUGCACAGACACAACUCACUACUGUACGUUUGUAAAGCAUCUUCAUUUGUGUUCGCUAGACCGCUACAAACGAAGGUGCUGUCAGUCGUGUCAAGAAGGAUAAAACUUUGUGGGGGUCAUUAUGCUGCUGUGAAGGUAAAACAAAAAUGUAAAAGCUCUUUUUUACCCCAUGUAGCUUGAUCCAAAACAUGUGUAAUAAUACUUCUCUAAAAGUCUCUCAAUUCUACGAUCAAACCAAAGUUGAUGCAAAAUCACCACUGUUAACAUUGCAUGCUGUCAUGUUCCCAUGGCUGGUUUUUAAUUCCAACUCUUUUAAGUGAUAUAUUCCAGGACUAACAUAAAAUCCCGUAAGCAGCAGGCACGCCUUUGCGCUUGGGACCUCAGGAGACCCCCACGGUCACCAGUGCACUGUCACUAGCUGCCUCUUCCUUGUUUGUAGACGAGCACAGAGUGGGACAUCCUGAAGACCUGGCAAACACAGCAGCUGAUGGCUUCUCUCAGUUCUAGGGUUGCGGCAGGUUGAUAAGGCAUCUACAUUUUAGAAGCUCUGGCCACUAGUCGUAAGAUGUUGGCUCUGAUGGCAUUUCUAUGGAUUGUAACGUGUCAUCUGUGAGAGAGAGUCACUCUGGACAGGCUUGUAACCCUGACUGACCCAGAGGUCCUGGGGGGAAUGGCGCCUUGUCCUCACUCUUAAGAGAACCUGUGGAAGGAAACACAGAGUAAACGUGGCUGCCAUUUCACAACUGUGGAAGGAAAUGUGUGAGCGAAUGAGGGAUCUUAGAAUUCAAAGGAGAGGGAAAGUCCACCUUGUCUACUGAUUUUGAAGUAUAUUCAAAGCGUCCUUUUAAGAGCUGUGAAUGAGACUUUUCUAAGCACUAUUCUCUUGCACACAAACAGGAAAUCAAAGUCUUAUAAGACCUAAUUUAUGCAGAAAGUAAUAUUCCUAAGGAUUUUUAUUUUGGAAAAACUGUAAGAAAGUAAUGUAACUACGAAACAUGAUAGCUGACCAGAGUCAUUUAUAGUAAAUAAUUGUUUUAGUUUGAACUGAUUUUUCAGUGAAUCCAAAGUGAAUUAGGGUUGAGCUGAAAUGUACAGUUAGGAUGAGGGGUUAGAGUUGGGGUUUGGUGAGUAAGUUUAGGGUUGGUUUUAGUUUCAGGGUUGGGUUAGUUGAGAAUGGAAGUUAAGUUGGGGUUGAGGCUGGAGUUGACUUUACGGAUUAGGGUUAGGUCAGAGUUGGUUUGGGUGUGGGAUGGGGUCAGUGAUGGUGUCGGGGUGAAGAUAAAGUUUGGAGUGAAUGUUGUACGUUCUAAAGCUGGGCUCUUUCCUUCCAUCUUACCAGUUAUGGCAUUAGUUGGCACCCAGCCCCAAAUAAGUAGUCAUACAUCUUCCUUCGGGGUCACAGCUGCCUGCAGCCUGUGGCAGCAGAAUCUGCUGAGGCAGGUGUGCUGGCCCUAGUUCCUGCUCACACGUAAGUGAACAGUGGGCUCUGGCUUUGGGUGUGUCUAGACAAGCUUGCUGAGUCCCUGCCAUGUCCUGAGCACCACAGCUCUUGUUGUCACUGCAGCCUACUGACACCAGGAUGAGUGUUACUGUCCUAGAGGGUGUGGCAGUGGGGAGUGGGUAUAGGGAUGUGACGAGGACACGCCAGCCCCUGAGUUGUUCAUCACCAAUCACACUUGAUUGCUGGAGGUUUUUAAGUUAAAAGAGAGAGCAUUUGUAUAAUACUCUUUGUAUAUAUUUUUAUAUGACUUAUAGGUGCAAUAUUUUAUUUUGUACAGUAUGUAAUAAAGAUAUGGGACAUAUAUUUUUCUUAGUAACAAAAUUUUCUAUUAGAUUUCUUCAUCUUUGUAGUUAAAGUGGCUAUUUUUCACGUGCUGGUGUACCAUUUGUCUUUGAUCUCAUUCAAACGACAUUGCUGUGUACUGUAUUUUACUACUGUUUCUAUCACAUAAGAGUUCUCUGUCAUGAUUCUGACUAGUAAUUCAAAAAUAAAUGUACUUUGAUUAUUCAGUGGCAUCCUCAUAAA
Messenger RNA from Capra hircus (goat), 7159 nucleotides. It is a transcript of the gene ADAMTSL3, whose product is annotated as ADAMTS like 3. The transcript has 29 exons. Gene Ontology annotation, cellular component: extracellular matrix. Gene Ontology annotation, molecular function: metalloendopeptidase activity. NCBI's taxonomy places the organism in Eukaryota, Metazoa, Chordata, Mammalia, Artiodactyla, Bovidae. Bases 263 to 5236 code for a protein of 1657 amino acids. Gene Ontology annotation, biological process: extracellular matrix organization. The record is from RefSeq and is a predicted model, not a curated record.